Dichomitus squalens LYAD-421 SS1 is the source of this 2240-nucleotide messenger RNA. Its product is annotated as CenpB-DNA-bind-domain-containing protein. The record is from RefSeq and is a predicted model, not a curated record. Bases 19 to 1710 code for a protein of 563 amino acids. Gene Ontology annotation, cellular component: nucleus. Lineage: Eukaryota; Fungi; Basidiomycota; Agaricomycetes; Polyporales; Polyporaceae. The transcript has 3 exons. Gene Ontology annotation, molecular function: DNA binding.
GUCCAGAUGCCCCUCACGAUGUCUCAGUCUCAAAAUCACGUCGACUAUGCCACUCCUUCAGCACCGCAACAUCCGUACAUGUCCCACCAUAUUCCAGACGCCUCAACAGGUCUUCCUACCUCAUCUGCAGUCGAUCCCGGUCCGUCAACACAGACCCUCUCCUUUGACUCGCCCCAGGUCGAGAGCAGCAUCGGUCCAGACAGAGGUCUUUCGCGUAGACGAAUCCGCCUGCACGAGCGGGUUCCGAGUCAUGGAGAGCUCCCGGAGUAUGGCUCCAUCUCGCAGUCUUAUGGCCACCCUCCACCAGCCGCUCAUUUCGCUCACCCUCAAGGGUCCCGUCCCCAUUCACCUGUAUCGCAUACUCUGUUUCAGCUUCCUGACCAGACACAGCCGUCCAUGUCGAGUGCGGACGCCUACAACGAGCGCGUGGAUGGCCAACCCCGGCCCGAAUGGCAGAUGUUCCCUCAGAACCAGUCCCGCUCGGCGUCUGGGUCUGCCGCAUCCGCUUCAUCGAACCCUCGUUCCGCUUCGCCCGCCUUGAGCGUCGCCUCCGCUCUUACCUCAGUCUCGUCUGCGUCAAACUCGCAACUGUUCACUGUGUCGGCAGAGUCGCCUAUCCGCAAGCUUGCUGCCCUAGGUCAACGCAGGGACAGGAAGAAGCGUCUCUACAACAUUGACCGCUACCGUAUCUGCAUGCAUGCGCAGCAACACCCCGGCAUGAAGCAGGAGGACAUCGCCGCUCAUUUCGGCGUUGAGCGGAGCACCGUCAGCAAAAUCCUGAAGCAGAAGGCUCGCUGGUUGAGCGUUUCGCCGACGGAGAAGGUUCUUGUUGCGAAGCUCAGGCCUUCAAAGUUUCCUUUGUUAGAAGGCCGUCUGGAGGACUGGGUCAAGAAAGCCUCUAAGGAAGGCAAGGUCCUCACGGACGCUCUGCUUCGCAGAAAAGCGCGAGAGUUCGGCGACCAUAUGGGCUACACCGAAGACAAGUUCAAGGCGAGCUCGGGCUGGCUGGAGAACUUCAAGCACCGUCACGGUAUCCGCCGCGGCGUUUGGCACGGCAACGGUACUCUCGAUGCGAAGUACCGAGCGUACGCAACCGACUUCAUCCCCGAUACGAUUGAGCCCGUCAUCCCGUUCCCGGGCACCCCACCGCCGAUCAAGGAAGACCGCGGCUACAACGACCCCGUCGAUACUGACGACGAAGACGAUGCGACGAUGCACGCCGUCGCAGAGCAGGAGAACAUUCCUCCCGCGAAUGCGCAGGCUAUGCCCUCUUCUCUCGGACUCAUCCCGCACCCCUGGUCUCAGUCUGCCGAGCCGACUACGUCGCACGCUAGCUCAUCCGCCGCCCACGCGUACGGGCCGUCUAGCCCCUCUCAGGUCGCGUACGCGUCUUACGACGAUGCUACGGUCGGUGGAUCUGCCUCGGGUUCAGCGAUGGACGCGGGUGCUGAUAGCCACGGUGCCCAAAUUGGCGAGCUCGCCUUUCUCCCUGAUGGGGUAGAGGUGAUCGAGCCGAUAGGCGAGGUCGACGACCGUGAAGCUGAGCGCUGUAUCCACAAGCUGAUCUUCUACCUGAAGACGAGGGACGAGCUAGAACUGGAGGCCGAGGUCUGGGCUGCAAUGUUUCGCGUACGGGCCAAAAUCUUCGGGUUAAUCUCUGGUCGGCCGUACGACCAGCCCCCGAUGCAGAUUCACCCCAACGGGUCGUAGGCACUCGUGCUCAUGGAGAUUGGGGAGGCUUGCGCAGGCGCGUGUGCCGGUGUAUAGGGACGCACUCGCCCUUCCAUAGGCCCUUGCGUCUCCUGCUGUGGGUGUGGGUCCGUCGGUUGUGUGUUCGGCUCGGCUGUGUCCGACGCCGAGAAGGUUUGUAUGACCAAAAAUCUCUGCAGUGUAUUCUGGACUACGUGUUAUGUCGGGCUCUCGUGUCGUUCUUCUUGCACAUGGACUUAUCAUCAGCAUCCAUCAUCAUGCAUCAUCGUCCCAUUCUCAAAGACUACGUACACUCCCCCCUUUCCAUUAUCGAAUGCACAUAGCAUGACACGUACGCAUUUCCACCAGCAUUUUCCCCUAUCUCGCCUCUUCCGCCGUGUUCAGCAUAUCUGUAGCUAGUGUUCAUUCCCCUUGUCUCGACCUCCGUAAGGUUCUCAUUCACGUCCACGGCUCCGCAUCAGCAUGCAUCGUCCUCACUGUGCCACUACCACGCCACAUGUUUCCCACCUCCAUGUCUUCCCUAGCAAGGU